GUUGAAAAACAAGAUAAAAAGAAACAAAAAACCGGAAGAGCUAAAAAGCGUGCGGUCUAUAACAGAAGAUUUGUUAACGUUACUCUUACUGGUGGCAAGAGAAGGAUGAACCCUGCUCCAACAAGCGACAGACCUUGA
Messenger RNA from Paraglomus occultum, 138 nucleotides. The record is from the annotation of a GenBank genome assembly. Lineage: Eukaryota; Fungi; Glomeromycota; Glomeromycetes; Paraglomerales; Paraglomeraceae.